AUGGCGUCGGAACACACGAUCACUCAGGCGCUUUUAGAAUGGAUCAACAGCUUUUCUCUUGGUAAAACGUUGCGGGCUACAGAAGAAUUGAACGAUGGCACAAUACUCUGGGAGAUCCUGCAGGACAUCGACCCCCAGUACUUCCUCAACGAGCUUCCGGAACGGAAUCCUUCUGACCACUGGGUUGCGAAGCUGGCAAACCUGAAACAUAUUCACAAACACCUCACCGGAUACCUGCGCAUGCAAACUGGCAAAUUGCCUUCUGGAUUAGACCCAUCCCCGGAUCUCCAAGCCAUCGCGGAAAAGAACUCGGUGAAGGAUACCAACAAGCUCUUGAAACUUCUCCUGAUCGCCGCCAUCCGCUCGCCAAACCCAGAGAAGUUCGUCAGCGAAAUCCAGAACUUGAGUUUACUGGCACAGGAAGGUCUCAAGGUUGCCAUCGAGGAGUCCAAUGGUGAACUGGUUACAACCGAUGUCGAAGAUGAAAUCAGCGAAGAUGCCCCCAAACAGGACCUCCCGGUUGAUCUCGAGUUACAAUUCGAAGAACGAGUUGGAAAAGUGAUUGCGGAAAACGAUCGCCUGACACACGAAAAGAAGGAGCUGGAGAAAGCACUGGAGGAUUUACACAACCGCCUGGCCCGCCUGCAAGAGAACAAUGACACCCUGCAGACCCGUCUUGCUUCCACGGAGGAUCGCCUGGUCACACUGAAAUCCGGGAAAGGAGACAUUGUGGUCAGUGCGAAGGCUCUGGAAUCAAAGACGCGUCAGCAGGAGGACUUGAUUGCUUCUCAGGAGGAGCGAAUCGCCGCAGCGCAGGAUGAGAUCGACGGUCUGCGCAUGACUGUCGAAUCAUUACAUGUCAAAAACCAGAGGUUUCAGAAAUUGCAGGAUGACUAUGAUGAGCUCAAGACGGAGAGGGAUCAGCUUGCCCGCAAAGCUAAUGCGGCGGAGAAGUAUCGUCAGAAGCUGCAGGCGAGCCAGGACUUUGAGAAGGAGAACCAAACUCUGAAGAAUCAAAUCAAGGAUGUCCAGCAGCAACUGAAGGAUGCGGACUCGCAGCAACGCUGGUCGGCGGAGCGCGAAGUGGAACUUGAGGAAUACAGGAGAGUUCUUCCGCGCAUCGAGCAGGAAUGCAGCGAGAUCCAAAAUCUGAAGAAACAGCUUGAAUUCAACAACCACGCCCUUACGGAACGUCUCAGUAGUGCCGAAGAACAACGCGAGCGGGAUGAUGCAUUGAUCAGCGAAUUAAGAGAUCGAAUCCGUGAACUUGAAGGCUCGCCUGGAAGUCCAUCGCUCACUGCAGGAACCGAGACGCCCAAGCGAGGCACCUUGCACGAAGAUUUCGAGGGCAUCGGUAUUAGGUACAAGCCAAAGCCACUAAACAUUCUCCCCACCAUAGCUGAGGAGCCUGAGCUGACUGAGUCCAGCAAAUCCGAAAAUGACGAAUUGAGAAAGGAGGUUGAAUCAUUGAAGGAACAGCCAACCUCUGUAAGCCAGUCGCAGAAGGAUUCACAUGAACCCAUUGAGCCCAUCACUAACAAUACCUCCUCACCACAGAGUGGCUCCCAAUACGAGGGAUUUUCAGAAAACUUCUCGCAGGUCCACCGACUUGCUCAGGCCAAUUCGUCACAAUGUGACGAAUACUGGAAACUAUACGACCACUACACGCAAGCGCUGGGGAAACUCUCCGACGCUCAGGAUUCCCUCGACAUCACCAAGAGGGCACUGGCAGACGCAAUGGCGGAAGGUGAGUCGUUGAUCUACUCCAAGUACAAGGCCUUCGAAAAGUUUGCUCAUGGUUCCACAGUUGGACUUGUUAGCAAGGAGAAGGUGGACAUGAUCCACGCAGUCAAAGAGAGCAAUUCAGCCGAAGUCGCCAAAAUGCGGGCUGAGUGGGAUGAGCUCUCGCGCAAGAUCCACCUCCUCGAGGCUGAGCUUGAUGCCAGUCAGGAGUUGGUACGGGAGGUUUGUGCCGAACGAGAUGAGCUGCGGAGCCUCUUCGACAAAAAACAAGUUGAGAUUCAUGCAGAGGAUCAGGAAAUGUCCAAUGAAAUGAAGAGGCUGCUUGUCGAGCUUACAUCCCAGAGUGGUGAGUCGUCGGAUGCUUCUCAGAAAUCCGGCCCGGAGCUCGCCAAAGAGGUUGGCGAAUUGAUCGAGAAAUAUCUUGAAAAGCUGGCGAAGCGCGCAGAGUAUAUCCAUCAUCAAAACGAACAUAUCAAAUUCCUUCAAGAUCGUAUCACGCACUUUGAGGAAGAUGACACAAAUGAUGGUAUCAGCAAGGAACGCGAGCUCGAGCUCCAGAAGGUCAUCGACAAUCAGGCCCGCGAAUUGGCUCUUGUCAGCUCUGCCUGGUUCGAUACUCAGAGUCGCUUGCAGAACAACAAUGUUACGGUGUCGAGGUAUCGGCACGGUGCCAACAUGGCUGAGUUCCAGAAGGGCUGGCUAGGGCGUCAGAGAAGCAUGGUCGCUGGACGCUAG
This is a messenger RNA of Aspergillus clavatus NRRL 1, 2478 nucleotides long. Its product is annotated as putative microtubule binding protein HOOK3. Gene Ontology annotation, cellular component: cytoplasm; centrosome. The transcript has 4 exons. Gene Ontology annotation, molecular function: dynein light intermediate chain binding; microtubule binding. Lineage: Eukaryota; Fungi; Ascomycota; Eurotiomycetes; Eurotiales; Aspergillaceae. Gene Ontology annotation, biological process: cytoplasmic microtubule organization; cytoskeleton-dependent intracellular transport. Bases 1 to 2478 code for a protein of 825 amino acids. The record is from RefSeq and is a predicted model, not a curated record.